AUGUUUGCAGACGAUACAAAUGUAAGCUUUGCAUCUGAUUCUCUGGAAGAGCUCCAAAGUGUCAUUAACUGUGAAUUAGAACGUCUUAAAAGCUGGCUUAUUACAAAUAAGCUCAGUUUAAAUAUUGCAAAAACAGAGUUUAUGACCAUUGGAUCUCGACAUCUAAUCAAUGCUACUCAAGGUAGUAUAACCAUUAAGCUUGAUGGUAGUGAAAUCAACAAAGUCGAUACUGUUAAAUCCUUAGGAGUACAUAUCGACAAACACCUUUCUUGGUCAACCCAUAUAGAGAAAAUAACUAAGAAAAUUGCUUCAGCCAUUGGCGCAUUAAAACGUAUUAGACCAUUUGUAAGUACGAGAACAGCUGUUCAG
Messenger RNA from Paramuricea clavata, 369 nucleotides. NCBI's taxonomy places the organism in Eukaryota, Metazoa, Cnidaria, Anthozoa, Malacalcyonacea, Plexauridae. The record is from the annotation of a GenBank genome assembly.